AUGUCUGAAAACGAGGAUACUUCAGAAGAGUUAGAGGAUGUCCCUGGUCAAUUUAGAAAAGAAUCCAGAUCACAGCCAAGGGAAGAGCUUGAAUUUACCAAAGAAGCAUCACAUUCAUCAAAUGAAACUUCUGAGAAUAUGGAUGAAGAGCCUUCCAGCCAGAUUUUUGAAACACCUCCUAGAAAGGAUACACUAGAGUCCACAACUUCCUUUGAAAGUAUAUCUAAGAUAAAUGAAGAACUAAAGGAAAAACCUCAAUUUUCUGAAACAAGUACUAGAGAUGCCAGCUCAGAGUCAAAACCAGAAAAUAUACCAAGUCCAUCACCAUCAAUAACUGAAACGACUGAAGAAUCUCUGACUUUCUAUAAUUACCUAGCUCUUAACACAUUAGUAGAAAGUAGUACAAAUGCCCCCAAAGAAAAUCAGAAAGAACUCGACUUAAGUUCAGAUGACUUUGUAGUUAACCUUGAGGCCAGAGGUUUACAAGAAUUCCCUAAGGACAUUGUAAAAGUCAAAUAUGUGAAAUAUCUAUAUUUAGACAAGAACAAAAUAAAAACGUUUCAAGUAGACUCAAGUGAUCUGUUAGGACUUGAAAUUUUAUCCUUGAAAGAAAAUGAAAUAGUAUCACUUCCUUCUGAAAUUUAUUUACUUCCUAAUUUAAGGAUAUUAAAUGUCAGUCAUAACCAAAUAUCACAUAUCCCUAAAGAAAUAUCACAUCUUGGGAAUAUCAGGCAACUCUCUUCUAAUAACAAUUAUAUUGAGAGUUUUCCUCCUGGCUUAGAAAAUCUUGGAAACUUGGAAAUUUUCAAUUUGGCUAAAAAUAAGUUAAGACACAUACCAGAAACUCUAUCUAAUUUGAAAAAUUUGAGGAUUCUCAAUCUGGAAUGUAAUCAGUUAACAAUAUUUCCUAAAGCACUAUGCUUUCUUCCAAAGUUAAUUUCACUAAACCUUAAUGGAAACCUGAUAAGCAGUUUGCCAAAAGAAAUUAGGGAGCUUAAGAGUUUAGAAAGUCUUUCACUUGAUCACAAUAAACUUACAUUUUUGGCUGUGGAAAUGUUUCUAUUGUUCAAAAUAAAAGAACUGCAAUUGGCUGACAAUAAAUUGGAAGUUAUUUCACACAAAGUUGGGAAUUUCAAGGAACUUAGGAUUCUCACAUUGGAUAAAAAUUUAUUGACAGAUAUAUCAGAGAAUAUUUCCCACUGUGUAAUGUUGGAAUGUCUUAGUCUUAAUGAUAAUAAAUUAACAGAACUUCCCAAGAAUAUUCACAAGCUUAAAAAUUUAAGGAAACUCCAUGUAAACAGAAAUAGUAUGCUGGAAAUAACUGAAGAUAUCGCACAUCUUAAUAAUAUAUACAGCCUCCAAUUUUCAGGAAAUAAAAUCACAAAUGUUCCCAUUGAAAUAAAAAACUGCAGAAAAAUAACUAAAGUGAAUUUGAACUAUAACAAAAUAAGCUAUUUUCCUGUGGGACUUUGUGCUUUGGAUUCUCUUUAUCAUUUGUAUUUUAAUGGCAAUUAUAUUUCAGAAAUACCUGUGGAUAUGUCUUUCAGUAAACAAUUGCUUCACUUAGAGUUUAAUGAAAACAGACUUCUCAUAUUUUCUGAGCACCUUUGUUCUCUUGUUAGUCUUGAGUAUCUGGAUCUUGGUAGAAAUCAAAUAAAGAAAAUUCCAUCACUUAUUUCCAAUAUGACAUCACUCCAUGUGCUUAUUUUAUGCCACAAUAAAUUUGAAACUUUCCCUAUAGAAUUGUGUGCUUUAGAAAAUUUGCAAGAGCUUGACCUUUCAGAAAAUCAAAUACAGAUAAUUCCUUCAGAGAUCUGUAAUUUAAAGAGAAUCCAGAAAUUAAACUUCUCAAGCAAUCAAUUUGCAUAUUUUCCUAUUGAAUUAUGUCACCUUCAAUCCCUGGAAGGGCUGAAUAUAAGUCAGGAGAAAGGGAGGAAGUUAACAGGACUUCCAGAAGAACUGCCUAGGAUGAUUCAACUUAAAGAACUUGAUGUCUCAAAUAAUGCAAUCAGAGAGAUUCCCAGGAAUAUAGGGGAAUUGAGAAGUUUGGUUAGCUUAAAUGCAUGCAACAAUCAAAUAAGUUAUCUGCCACCAUCUUUUUUACUUUUAAGUGACCUCCAGAAACUGAACUUGAGUGGAAAUAAUCUGACAGCUCUGCCUAUUGGUAUCGAUAAUCUUUUUGCACUGAAGGACAUAAAUUUUGAUGACAACCCCUUGCUGAGACCUCCAAUGGAAAUCUGUAAAGGAAAACAGCUGUAUACCAUUGUACGCUAUCUACAGAGGUCCGAAGAGAGAGAUGAGAAAAUCUUAGAGAAAAUCUUCACAAUAGUUGCCAGCCACAUUAAUGAAACACAUUUUGAAUUUUUGCGUCAAAAACUAAACCUGGCAAACUCAGAAACCAACAGGUAUGUAUGAAUCAAUUUUACAUUGAGUGAAAGAGUCCACCAAGCACUUCGGUUAUGGAAAACAGAGAGUAAUAACUUGUCACCAUCUGCAGCUGCUUUAAGAGACCAACUGAUUCGGACACUAACCAUGAUAGGAGCAUAUGAAAUUAUAGAUAAAAUAACAGCCUUAAAACUUUCCACACAGGCAAUAAAAUUCUAA
This is a messenger RNA of Chrysochloris asiatica (Cape golden mole), 2604 nucleotides long. It is a transcript of the gene LRRD1, whose product is annotated as leucine-rich repeats and death domain containing 1. The record is from RefSeq and is a predicted model, not a curated record. Gene Ontology annotation, molecular function: protein binding. Lineage: Eukaryota; Metazoa; Chordata; Mammalia; Afrosoricida; Chrysochloridae. The transcript has 5 exons.